Messenger RNA from Malaya genurostris, 4882 nucleotides. RefSeq lists its product as uncharacterized. Gene Ontology annotation, cellular component: nucleus. NCBI's taxonomy places the organism in Eukaryota, Metazoa, Arthropoda, Insecta, Diptera, Culicidae. The transcript is spliced from 8 exons. Gene Ontology annotation, molecular function: transcription coregulator activity. The coding region runs from base 113 to 4732 and encodes 1539 amino acids. The record is from RefSeq and is a predicted model, not a curated record. Gene Ontology annotation, biological process: regulation of DNA-templated transcription.
AUCAUUUGUGUUGCUUUUGUGUGAUGUGUGAAUUAUUAUGGUGUAGCAUGCAAUAUUUUAUUUUAUUUAGUGAAUAAAUGUAUAAUAUGCUUCUCAUACUUGAUAAGCCAUUAUGCAAAGUGAGAAUAAAGUGCGUCGUUUCACUAGAUCUAAUCCAAUUGACGGGAAUUCUGAGGAUACAUGCUCUAACGAUAUCCAUAUAAGCGAAGCUCAAACAAAUGCCAAUUUGAGAUCACCCAAACAUCAGUCGACGAUGGCAUCCAGGAUCGCAACGCCUAGAAAGACUCCGAAUUCGACUAGGAAGACACGAAGUAGACCAAUAUCGUGCAGUUCCAAUAGUACUACUGAUGAUUCUUCCCGCGACGAAACGGAAGAAGACGAGGAUGACGAUCCAAAUCCUUUACAACCCAAGCUAACUCGUCUAAAAGCGAAACAGCUGAAUAAGAAGCCUCUUCCAAUAGUUCCGCUGAACGCACCUCGGCCGGAUGCGGAAGUGGCAGCUUUAAUUCGGGAAGAGCUUGGUUCCGACGACGAUGACGAAGAAUACAAACCAACGGAAGAUGAUAUUCACUCGGAUGACGACCCGAAUACCACAAUUUCCGACAUAGAUUCGCAACCGCGAACACCUGCCACUCCAGCAACUUCCGAAAAACUGCAACAAGAUAUUGAAGGUGGGUUCAGUUAUACCAAAGAUGGACUAUUUAAAAUUCCUCGACCCAGAAACGAUAGUCAGUGUUCGCAUUCGGAAAACGAGCAAGAGAAUAUUGCUCGUCGAACACGUUCCAAACUGUGUCUGCAAACUACGGCAAUUGAAACAAUUGAGUCAACAUUCAUUCCACCAGACAUCACUACGGACAUGUACGAUUUUGACUGUGAUAUGGACCAUGUAUGGAAGGAAUUUUUAAGCGAAUUCACCAAACCGUUGCCAAUUAACGUAGAAGAUGAUGACGAUACGGACCCCGAAUAUAUUGCCGCUGGAAGAAUUCCAAUUGAUCGCGAAGAGUUGCGUGAGGUAAAAGUCUCUCGGAAAGAGCUUAACGAACUCGUGUCAGAAUUACUUGAGUGUGGUUUGAACGACGAUGAAACAUUUUUGGAAACUAGUAUAUUUAAUACAACUCCUAUCACCAACGAAGGCACUAGUGAAUAUGUUUCGAAAGCCCCGCAAACAGUUCUACCCGUGUGUGGAAAUGAAACGGAAUGCCAACCCUUAAAUAUUCAGUCGUCAUCAUCAGCUACCUCUACAAUUAGUGAAGUUCCUGUUAUAAUCUCCACGCCUUCCUCGACCGCAACUCAGCCGCUAGUAAAAUCGAAUAAUACUUUGUUAGGUUGCGUUACUUCUUUGGCACAACCGAUGGUUCACAUGAGUAAGAUGCACAAUCUACCCAAUACGGCUGGGGGCCUAAUUGCUUACACUGCACAGCCAAACUUGCUCAAUCACACUUCUAAUAUACAGCACGGCAGGUCGCUAACAAACUUUAACAGUGGUCGUUUCUUCGUUCAACUAUCAACUAUAGACCCAUCGAGCUAUCAAGCAUAUUAUUUAUCAUCUAGUACGGCACCGACAGUCCCGAUGGAGCAUCGUGAAUCGGUGGAACCAUCCGAUCGUCGUUACCGCUUCAACCAUACUCUAAUGCCGGUAGAAGUGAAUCUAGACGGACAACAAACCGGUUUCGUCAACUUCCAACUACAGCUACUCCAACAGCAGCUGCGAGUGCACGUUCAGUUGGCAGCACAAAAUUUCCUGCAAAGCUAUGCGCAUCCCAAAUUUUGGAAAAUGGCGAACACAUUCAAAAAUAUGCUAAUUGAGCUACAGAACGAAGCAGCAACAAACCCUGCUAUGAAGGCAUGGAAUCUUGAUGCUGCUGUAGAUUGCUGUUUAAGCUGGGAAUCAGAACUGCAGCAUCUUACAGAUGAAAACAAUGAAUUUAUGGAAUUUUUACUAAAAGAGGCAGAAAAGGCUGAAAAGGCCAAACAGGACUCGAAAUACUAUCAAAGCACAUUUCACCCAAAAAUGAUGGAAAAAGUCGUCAACAAUCGCGCCUUUCUGUAUCCAAAGUUGCUUCCAUACACCCCAUUCCGUAUGGAUCUACGUUCAGAAUUCCAAAUCAUAAAGUCGGAAGAACGUCUGAUCGCUUUCGGCAUGGAAUUGUUUUUUCCCAUCGUUACAGAUAAAAUGGCAGGACGAAACUUUUUCCAGACGAAAAAGCCAACGUUGCAGCUUGUGUGCCAACAUGUCAGCAAGUAUCUCUGCACAAUUCAUUCCGUUUCGCAAAUAUACAGUCGAAUAGCUUGCCGUCGGCGUGCGCGUUAUCUGAAUCCCAUUAAGCAAUUUUUUACCCAUUUGAAAGCACCACCCUUUCAACAUAUUUUGGAAAUGAUUGAUUUUGACAACGUGAUUCCACCAGGGAUGUACCAACAGGGCGAACUGCCACACCUUUGGGAUAGGUACAUCUAUUCAAACUCGAGGUUCAAUAGAAUAAACAGCAAACCAACGGAAUUGAUAACAGAUACUAAUGCACCAAUUAACAACAAGCUUUCAACGACGACGGAUGCCAAUGUCAAUAUCACUAUAAGCCUGGUCGUAGACUCACUUGACGAUUCCUACAAUAGCAGGGAGGACAUUAUUCCCUCAAAUCCAGAUUACUUGAACAGAAUAGUAAAGCCCACAAACAAAGCAUUCAAUAGUACUCGAUACGUGUCCGAAUUCAACGAAGAAUUCCAUUAUUCCGCCCGUAGUACACCGUUGAGCAAUGUAAAGAACACUUUAACCCCCACUCUAUUGGGCGAAAAACCCCAAAUCGUAAGGAAAAACUGUUGCAAAUGUCGCUGUCAUUCCGAAGAUGAAGAAAUAAGUGCAGCUAGAAGUAAUUGCUCAAAGAAAACUCAGAAGAGAUUGACUGACUAUUAUCAGUUCACGCGAAAAAAUGUGUCGUGUACUCUAAAUCGGAAAGUAAAACUCAAAGAAAAAUUGUGGGAAAUUUAUCAGCGAUAUAGAAAUUCAAACAACAGACAGUUAUUUAAGAAAAGUUAUGCAUUGGAACGAGUGAUCAAACAUUUCCAACUAAUAGAAGAAUUCAGUUAUUAUUUAAACAACUUGAAAAGUAUGAGUUCCACCUCGGGUGAAAAGAAGCAAGACGGUGAACUGACUAGAAACGAGCACUCACUCACGAACGGAACGAGUCGUAGAGUACCUAAGAUAGACAACGUAGAAAAUAAAGAUGCUAACUAUGCCUACAACUUUUUCGAAAAAGUUGAGGAAACACUACUCGCCGAGAAUAAACACUCCCAGUACGAGACGUUUCUGGAAAUACUGCAAACAUUCAACGAAAGGGAAGAUCGCGUUGCUGAUCUUUACUAUAAAAUUGAAAAUCUUCUGGUUGCAGAUCAUCCCGAACUAGUAGACUUAUUUCUGACAUUUCUUCUGCCAGGACAAGCCGCUGAAGUUGGAAAAUUUCUGGAACAUUUUAUUCUUACCAACGCAAAUGACUUUCUUGCCAAGCUCAACAUAUAUUUUGCCAAACAACCAUCUCAAAUCAAAAAGGUUUAUUCCUGCAUCAAUGAUCUCUCCAACGAGUCGGAUGUCACCAUGGAGCAAAUAAAAUCUCGAAUAUUGCCUCUUCUGAAGGGGAAUCCGCUUCUGAUAGAUUGGUUUCUGCAACUGUUCCCACCAGAGAAACCACCGGAGAGUAAUCUAAGUGAUUACGAAGUGGUUUCAUUGAAAAAACUUCCUCCCUCCGACUUUGCAGAUCCAAAUCAAAUCUACGAAGAUGUCCCGUUUGUGGAGGUUCCUGCGGAAUCGGUUUGUGGAACGAAAUACAUUCAAGGCCGGAUAGUGUAUGGAACAUUGCCGGCAAGACUUUCGUUUCUUUCUCACGAUUACGUGGUUCCGGCGUCUCCCCAAAACGAAUCAUCCCCCAUUAAAGGUUGUGUUCACAAUCUACGGCAUGUUGAGAAAACGAAAAAUGCAACGGACGGAGAGGAAAAAGAGCAGGAUGAACUGGUGGAAGGAAGUCGAGAAGAUCCUCGGUACAAGCUCUGCGAUGAUGCAACCUUCAAAGCACAUGCUAUUAGAUUAAAUCCACUAGUGCACGGCGGAAAAGGCACAAACUAUGCCGAAGUAGCGCAUCUACUGGUUUCUGACGGAGAACAGGCUAUUGAGAACGAUGCCCUCUCGGAGGAGGAAAAACCAGUAUCACCGAAAAAGUGUGCGGCAGUAAAAUUGCUACCCAAAAAACGUAUCAAUUCUCCCGUCAACAAAAAGCCAUGCAUUGGCAAAAGCUCGUCACCUACGGCGAAUAAGAGGUCACCAACUACGUCGGUACCAGCGGAUUCAAAGGUGGUUGCCAUUUCCAAAAAAUUGAAAGGCAUUAUGGAAGCGCCCAAUGCAGAAUCGAAUCUAGAAAGUCUUCAACUAUCCACUACGGUUGCAAUCAAGAGAAAACCAAAUUCUGCAGCCGCCACUCCCACACCAGUUCCAGUGAAACGAGAGAGAUUAACGAAAAAGUCUUCAUCGGAGACGUUGCAUAUUGAGGAGGCGGAAGGCCAUAAUCAACCCAGUUGGACUAGGGAUGAGGAUAAAAUAAUCCUGGAGGAAAUCAAGAACGGUUUCAGUACCGUGGAUGAACUGGUCAAGCGCAUCGAGGGAAAAAUUGAGAACAGACAGCUGUCGGAAAUCGAAAGGAGAUAUGAAUUUUUGAUGGAGGUACUAAAGAAAUUUCAGAAGGGAAAUUAAAUCCGUUAUAUCCCGCACUGGGAGCUGAUCACAGAAGUAUUUUACGUUCAGUACUGCAACCAUGACAUGGAACGAGAAACAUGCUAAACACUACACAAUACAUACAUUUGCAAAAUGUAUUUCUUGCAAGUAAAUGAUUCCGAAAAUAUC